AUGGAAACACUGGCUUGGGAAAAAUGGUCAUCCUUCACUCAGAACCGCUACAUGGAAGAGGUCGAGAAAUAUUCCAAGCCCGGUUCUGUUGCUGAGAAGAAAGCUUAUUUUGAAGCCCAUUACAAGAGAAAAGCUGCCAAAAAAGCUGCCGUGUUGCUUGAGCAAGACCAUGCAGCUGCUAAUGAUUCAUCUGAACCACAUGUGAUGGAUGAGUUUUGCAAUAACAGUUACGUGAAUCCAGAGUUGGCGCAAUCAGAAAGCUGUGUGGCCAUUGAUGAAACAAAGGGAGAAGAAGUAACUAAUGCUCAGCUAGUUUCCUCUGUUGAUGCAGUUGGCUGUAAUGUUGAAGGAAACGAUUUGGAAACUGCUCAAGUAGAAGUUGCAGAAUCUGUACCAGAACAGCUGAGUAUUGCAGAGAAUCCUGUUGUGGUUGACCUUUUCAAUCAGCAAGAGAGUAAUGAAAACCUCAGUAAUACAAUGUCCACUCAAGAAAAGAAAACACCUGUCAAGGUAUAG
Molecule: messenger RNA, 516 nt
Organism: Ilex paraguariensis (yerba mate)
Lineage: Eukaryota; Viridiplantae; Streptophyta; Magnoliopsida; Aquifoliales; Aquifoliaceae
Source: the annotation of a GenBank genome assembly